Messenger RNA from Anarrhichthys ocellatus (wolf-eel), 2791 nucleotides. RefSeq names its product zinc metalloprotease ZmpB-like. Gene Ontology annotation, biological process: proton motive force-driven ATP synthesis. NCBI's taxonomy places the organism in Eukaryota, Metazoa, Chordata, Actinopteri, Perciformes, Anarhichadidae. The coding region runs from base 285 to 2777 and encodes 830 amino acids. The record is from RefSeq and is a predicted model, not a curated record. The transcript is spliced from 8 exons. Gene Ontology annotation, molecular function: proton transmembrane transporter activity. Gene Ontology annotation, cellular component: proton-transporting ATP synthase complex.
AGGCUUUAAGUAGAGAGCUUUAUGUAACAUCAGUAGCAAUUCCGUAAAAACACUCAGGACUGCUCCACUAAACAUGAAUAUAUCAGCUAACGUGUUUUUGUGCAUCUUAAUCAACCGUUGAAAUAUUCCUCUGUGAGUCUAAAGCGAUGACAACAGUAACUGUCAUGGUGGAGGAAGCAGAGCUGCAGGACAUUUAGUACUUUCACAGAGUGACGUUUACCAAAGAGUUACUUAUAUAAAUACAUUAUAUCUUACAGCUGCUCUUCUUUUUUAUUUACACAAUCAUGGCUGCUGCUUUGUUCAGAAGAGGAACAGGAUUAUGUUGUAUUCACAGGGAGUUGUGCAGACUUGUAUGGAGGCCACAGACCGCAUUGUUCAGCUCCAAACCAUCAGACCGAAAACAACCACGCAGGACACACAUCAAGAAAGCUAAGCCUCAGCCAGCGGUGGAUGUCGCUAAACUCCUGGAGGAGCUCUUUCCCCAGCGCAGACCGAGCACAGCGCCACCUGCUGCUCAGCCUACCAAACCUCCUACCGCCUCCUCUAUGAAUGUCUCUGCCUCAAAUGUUCCUCCUUUGUCAAAGAUGGAGCCGGCUGCUUCUAGUGUUAAACAAGUUGAUGCUCAUAGUCUUCCCACUGUGACCGUUCCUACGACCUCAGGUUCCUCUCCAACCGGCGCAACAUCUGCAUCUUUAGCAUCAGGAGCAGCUGCAAUAGAAAGCCAAACAAUAGAAACCAACGUAGAAACUGCUCCAGAGCCAGUAGAGCUCAAAACUGCCACACAGCUGCCUUUAUCGGAUCACGUGGUGGAGAAGAUCGCAGAGACAUCAUCUUGUCCUGCUGCUCCAGUAGAACCCUUAAUAGAAACCACAAUAGAAUCACCAGUGGAGCAGAUCCUAUCACACCCAGUAGAGCCUACAGUAGAAGCUCCAGCUGAAGAAGUGCAAACCGAAAGCAGGGACGCUUCAUACAGUGCCAAAGUAGAACCCUUAAUAGAAACCACAAUAGAACCAGCAGUAGAAACCAUCCAUUGUACCGAGGUACUACUAGAAACCAGAGCUGCUGUUGUUGAGGGUCCAGUAGAGUCUACGAUAGACGUCACAGUAGAUGUAGCAUCUCGGAAAGUAGAAACCAAAAGCACAGACUCAGGUCCUGUUUACCUCUCGCAUGCUGCCAAAGUAGAAGCUUUAAUAGAAACCACAGUAGAACCAGCAGUAGAGGCCAGCGCCUCUCCUGUUUCAGCAAUAGAAACCGAAGCAGCUGACAACCUCUCACACUCUGCCUUAAUCCAGAAUGCAGAAGAAUCUGCACCCUCGACUUUAAAAAACGAAUCCACAAUAGAACCCACAGUGGAGUCGGUAAAUGUAGCAGCGGAGGAGGGAGUGAACGGGUCUGAAGAGAUGACUGUAGAGUCCGUAACGCUCCAUGUAGACAAGCUUCUGGUGGCGUCUUUAAAUACCGACGAGCUCCUCCAAACAACUUCUAUUCUGGAUGAAAAGGUCCGUGAGCUGUCGGUCCAGACGGAGAUCGUGGCUGAAACCGAGAACUCGAGAGAAGACGAGAGCGAGACUUUAACCGAAGUUCUCUCAAAAUGGGACCCCAUGUCGGAGGACCUUCACGAGUUAGAAGGAGAGAGUAACACGUUAGUGAAAGAGCUCCUCUGUCGUGUUCCUCCCAAAACUCCUGGCUCGGUAGGAACAAGUUCUGCCGUUGAUCCAGCUGUUGGAGAGCAGACGGACGAGAAGGCGGCCAUGACGCUGGAAUCGAUAACUCUCGCAGAAGUGAAAGCAGCAGUCGAAGGUCUUGAAGCCGAAGUUCUGCUGGAAACCAGGAACGCACUCGAGGAAGAAGCUGACGUGCUAGCAAAAGAGGAGAAGAUGGAAGUUAGGACCACGACAGACGAGGAAGCUGUCUUUGAGGAAACGUCCGAGGCUGAAUUUGUAACGUUAGAUUCCAUCUCUGAAGCCACCGAUGCGAUAGAAGCCGAGGCUGCCGUCGUGAUGGAGGCCAUGCUGGGCUCUGAGCGAGGGCCGAGGCCGCCACGGGAUGAUGUUCGAGGAGCAGAAAAAGAGUCCGAGGUGGAGCAGCUGGGUGACGUCUUGGAGGCCAUGAGUCUGGAGUCCGUGACUCUGGCCGAAGUCGAGGCCUCCUUGAGAACACUGGAGAGUGAAUCCCUGAGCGAAACCACGAGUUACCUGGAGAAGGAAGCCGGAUUUGUCGGCGGAGAGAAGAAGACGGAGGUGGAGGACGUGGUGCCGUCUGAAGAGGCGACCGAGGCUUUGUCUCUGGCUGCAGCUGAAGCUGAAGCUCUAGCUCUGUCUGAAGAUCUGGAGGUAGACGCUCUGAUGGAGGAGCUGCUCUUUUCCGUUCCUGGUCCUGUAACCGGUCGGGAGGCUGUAACAGCGGAUACUUUGGAUGGUAUUUGGACUCCCAAAGCAGCGGUUUCCUCCGGGUCAGUCGACGUCGAAACAGCGGCUGCAGAUGAUCUUCAUGCUUCUCUGGAGGAGGUGCUGCUGGAGGAGGAGGAGGAGGGAGAUGAAGAUGGAAAAGGGAAACACGCGGAUUUAGAUCCAGUACAGAGACUCUUCCUGGAGAAGAUCAAAGAAUACAACAACAUGCGCAGGUUGAAUGGAGGACUGUUGGAGGCGGAGCCAGACUACGAAAAAUACCUUUCAGAGGAGACGACGAAGCUCCAGAGACUUUAUGGAGGAGGAGACCUGAGCAGCUUCCCUCAGUUCACCUUCACCGAGCCACAACUGGACCAGGACUCCAAAUGAUCCACAACCCCCCC